AUGGCUAUGCCAUCAGGCCACUAUCGUCAUGUUUUUCAGAUGGUAGACGUCAUUACGCGCGUCCCCGGAAUAGAACGUGUGGAGCCGAUCGAAGUUGAUAAAGCUAGCUACUUUAAGAGGCCCGCCAUAACAUCAGACAAGCUCGUCGUCGUUUUAUCUGAUAUACAUAACCAAAUAUCCGCAGAGGUCGAAGCUCUCGCAGUCAAAGACUUGGAGUUCGACUUCGACAAGCCGAAGCCCCGUCAGGGGAUAGUUAGUUUGUAUGCGGGCAUGAUGUGGCUUAGCAGUGCUGCUCGUAAUGCUCUUCUCGGGCUGCCGCUGUUGCAGCCGCCGUGCCUUGCGACGUUCCCUCUAGUUGGGUCCGGUCUAUACGAGGAUGCUUCUGCGGGCCCCGAGAUGGCGACGAGCAUGGGCCGGAGGGCGGUUACUUUUGUUGGCCCAAGUCUACAGACUCUGCCAACCGCUUGA
Messenger RNA from Aspergillus novofumigatus IBT 16806, 468 nucleotides. RefSeq lists its product as uncharacterized. The record is from RefSeq and is a predicted model, not a curated record. The transcript is spliced from 4 exons. The coding region runs from base 1 to 468 and encodes 155 amino acids. Lineage: Eukaryota; Fungi; Ascomycota; Eurotiomycetes; Eurotiales; Aspergillaceae.